CGAGGGGGGAGCGCCGCCUGGGGCGGCCGCGGAGGACCGGGCGGGACGGGGAGGCGUUCUGCUGCUUUCGGGGAAACCGACGAGCGCCCCUCCCCCGCCGCCGAGCCGCGGCCCGCGCGCUCGAGGGGCCCCGGCCCCGACGACACCCGAAAAACCACCGCGGGGAAGUUUCGGGGCUCCCGUUGUCCUACAAAGGGAAGUGAGGACCGUGGGCGAACCGUGCGUGCAGCCCUUUUCUUUGUGUGUACUCUUGCCGAGAAGGAAAGAUGUUUGGUUUUCACAAGCCAAAGAUGUACCGAAGUAUAGAGGGCUGCUGCAUCUGCAGAGCCAAGUCGUCCAGUUCCCGGUUCACGGACAGUAAACGCUAUGAAAAGGACUUCCAGAGCUGCUUUGGGUUACACGAGACUCGUUCAGGGGACAUCUGUAAUGCCUGUGUCCUGCUUGUGAAAAGAUGGAAGAAAUUGCCCGCAGGAUCAAAAAAAAACUGGAAUCAUGUGGUAGAUGCAAGGGCAGGACCCAGUCUUAAGACUACACUGAAACCAAAGAAAGUGAAGACUCUAUCUGGAAACAGGAUAAAAAGCAACCAGAUCAGUAAACUGCAGAAGGAAUUUAAACGUCACAACUCUGAUGCUCACAGUACCACCUCAAGUGCUUCUCCAGCUCAGUCUCCUUGCUACAGUAACCAGUCAGAUGACGGCUCGGACACAGAGAUGGCGUCCGGCUCGAACAGAACGCCCGUUUUUUCCUUUUUAGAUCUCACAUACUGGAAAAGACAGAAGAUCUGUUGUGGCAUCAUCUACAAAGGCCGUUUUGGGGAGGUCCUGAUUGACACACACCUAUUCAAGCCGUGCUGCAGUAAUAAGAAGGCCGCCGCCGAGAAGCCGGCGGGGCCGGGGCCGGAGCCUCUGCCCAUCUCCACGCAGGAGUGGUGACUGAGGUUCACGUAGAAGGGGAACAAAAAGUGAUUUAAAUUUUGGAAAACAAAGCAACUGAAUGACCCUACUAUUUUUUAACUUGGAUCCCUGCUAUUCUGCCAAAAGACGAUUUCUAGAAUAGUUUCGAGUGGGUUAUUUUUCCUCCAGUUCCACAAACUCUGAAGCCAGUGUCUAGCUUACUGAAAGAAAAAAAAAGAAGGUGUACAUAAUAUUUAAGAUGCUGAGUAUUUCAUAGGAAAGCUGAAUGCUGCUGUAAAGUGCUCUUUAAGUCUUUUUUAAAAUCCCCUUCUAAUGAAUGGAAUUAGGGGAAUUUCAGGGGACAGAGAUGGGAUUUGUUGUAUGAUAAACGUAUGUAGUUUUAGUCUUUCUAUAUUGAGAAGCAGUGGUUGGGGCAUUUUUUAAGAUGGCUGGCUACACUUGCUUUCCUUCAUUAUAAUCAAUUUGUCAUAACUCAGUAACAUGGACUUGCCCCUAGAGGUAGUUGUUAAUAAUUUUGAAAUGUUAAGGUCUUGUCAAGGUUCUGUUGAUUCAAGCCUGUACUACUGAAUACGAAGCAGGGCAGACUAAGCUCUCUGAUGCAAAUGUCUUGCAGGAGUAAUUUCUAAGUCCACAGAGGAGACUUGACUGUAUAUGUUGCAUCCUGUGUCACCUCCCUCCAUUAUUGAUAGCUGAUAAAGAUUUUAAUUUAUAUGAAACCUCUAAAGCAGAAUCCAAGUUCCUCUUGGGGGAGACGUCAAGUCUUCAGGGUAGGCAAUCCUACAUGAAUAGUACCAAAGCAUUACCACGUGGUAGAGAACACGCACUCAGUACAACUGGUAGAUUAUCUGACACAUUUUAUGUGCAAGUCUUCAGGAUGGCACAGACGGAAAAACAAAGGUUAAUGCUUCUUGGGGCAUGUCUCUUAGAGGGCUUGCAAGUGUGUAAAUACUUUGUUUGUGUUACAUGACUGGUGACUUCAUUGAAAAUCUGCACAAUUCAGUUUUAGCUCUGGAUUACUUCAGUUGACCUUUGUGAAGGUUUUAUCUGUGUAGAAUGGUUGUUUGACUUGUUUUGACCAGUUAGGGUUUGGGUGGGUGUUUUUUUUUUUUUUCCCUCCAUUCUGUAUUAAAGUAAAAUUCUACUAAAAGAAGAGGGGGUGUGUGUCAAUGCUAAGUGGGCCGGUUUUGGUUUGGAUUCUAUUAGUCAGGCUUUCUGAACACUGUGGUGUUAGAUGAGACAUCCUAAAUACAUCUUCAGUUCUCAAAUCGUCAUUAAAAGCCUCUUACUUGAACCCAAACCAAAGUACUAUCAUUGCCUGUUUUCUACAAGUUCAGGAACAACAGAUCACCAGUUCAGACUUCUCACUGGGAGGGAGGAUCGUUCGCCUACCUUGUAAUAAUAAUGCGACUCAGUGCUUUUUUUUUUUUAAAAAAACUGGAUUUGAAAGAUUGGAUCGUAUACGUGACAAUAAGGAGUGAGCCACUUUUUCUGGGCACCCUAUAGUUUUAUAGUUCUUAAUUUAAACUUAAAAUUUUAUAUUUCUUCCUUUUGGGAAAAAACAAAACAAAACAAAACUCCAAGCUGCCGUAUGCACAGACACAGUGAGUUGGGUCAGCGCUCCCACAGACUCUGAGGUGUAUUACAAGAAUCCCAGCCAAUUAGCAUCUUCCUCCUGAGUUAUUUUGAAAUGGUUUUUUUUUUUUUUUGUACAUUUUGGCUGCAGUAUUGGUGGUAGAAUAUACUAUAAUAUGGAUCAUCUCUACUUCUGUAUUUAUUUAUUUAUUACUAGACCUCAACCACAGUCUUCUUUUCCCCUUUCCACCUCUCUUUGCCUGUAGGAUGUACUGUAUGUAGUCAUGCACUUUGUAUUAAUAUAUUAGAAAUCUACAAAUCUGUUUUGUACUUUUUAUACUGUUGGAUACUUAUAAUCAAAACUUUUACUAGGGUAUUGAAUAAAUUUAGUCUUAUUAGAAAAUAAAA
Messenger RNA from Camelus dromedarius (Arabian camel), 2894 nucleotides. RefSeq names its product SIN3-HDAC complex associated factor (gene SINHCAF). The transcript has 6 exons. NCBI's taxonomy places the organism in Eukaryota, Metazoa, Chordata, Mammalia, Artiodactyla, Camelidae. The coding region runs from base 267 to 932 and encodes 221 amino acids. Gene Ontology annotation, biological process: negative regulation of cell migration. The record is from RefSeq and is a predicted model, not a curated record. Gene Ontology annotation, cellular component: Sin3-type complex.